Cynoglossus semilaevis (tongue sole) is the source of this 3914-nucleotide messenger RNA. It is a transcript of the gene zranb3, whose product is annotated as zinc finger, RAN-binding domain containing 3. Gene Ontology annotation, biological process: DNA repair; replication fork processing. Bases 368 to 3709 code for a protein of 1113 amino acids. The transcript is spliced from 22 exons. NCBI's taxonomy places the organism in Eukaryota, Metazoa, Chordata, Actinopteri, Pleuronectiformes, Cynoglossidae. Gene Ontology annotation, cellular component: nuclear replication fork. Gene Ontology annotation, molecular function: DNA endonuclease activity; nucleic acid binding; zinc ion binding. The record is from RefSeq and is a predicted model, not a curated record.
AUAUUUUUUUAAGUGUUUACUCUUUAAUACAAGCUACUGUUGUUAUUAGAGCCUAUAUACGACCAAAACACACAUUGGAUAUUAGCAGACGCAAGCUAACACAGCUGUCGUACAUACGCAUGCAGUUUUCGUUAACAGACAAUUGUUGUGAGCUAACGCUAUACAGUGUAAUAUAUUUAUAACAUAUCUGAUUGGUAUAAAUUAAAGUAGCAGGCUACAGUGAGUUGAUAACGGUUGACUACUACGGAGCGUAACUGUUCACUGCGUUAGUUCCGUGCUUCGGUUGGCAGCUGUACUACCUAGCUAAUAAAGUAGCGUUAAAGGUAGCAGGAAGACUUUAUGGUAAUUGAAUGUAAUUGGAACAUGAAUGCUAAAAAUGGAUCAGAGUGACCUGAAGAACUCCGACUGUGACACAACAUGGUCACAACAACUCUCCACCCUCCCUCACAAACUCCUGCAGCGCCUGAUGCCUUUCCAAAAAGAGGGUGUUGAGUUUGCUUUAUCUAGGAAUGGACGGUGUAUGAUCGCUGAUGAGAUGGGUCUUGGUAAGACUGUGCAGGCCAUUGCGGUGGCAUGUGCUUUCAGACAGGAGUGGCCCCUCCUGGUGGUGGUGCCGUCGUCCCUUAAAUAUCCCUGGAUAGAAGAGCUUGAGCGGUGGAUUCCUGAGCUGCAGCCUGGAGACAUCAAUCUAGUGGAGAACAAGAGUCACAUCACGGGGAUCAACAGCAGUAAAGUGACUGUUUUAGGUUACGGGCUACUUGCCUCUGACUCCAGUUCCCUGGUGGAAGCUCUCACUAGACAGCAUUUUGGUGUGAUUAUUGUGGAUGAGUCUCAUUAUCUGAAGUCCAGGAAUGCAGUCAGAACUAAGAUUCUGGUUCCUCUGCUUCAAAGCACCAAACGCGCCAUCUUGCUUACUGGAACGCCAGCGCUGGGUCGACCUGAGGAGCUUUUCAUGCAGAUUGAUGCUCUCUUUCCAAAAAUGUUUGGAACCUGGACAGACUACGCCAAGAAGUAUUGCAAUGCCCACUACAGGUACUUUGGGCCUCGUAGACAGUGGGACUGUAGGGGAGCAUCCAACCUCGAGGAACUUCACCAGAAACUGAGCCAGAUCAUGAUCCGACGGCUGAAGGUUCAGGUGCUGACUCAACUGCCCCCCAAAAUACGUCAAAGAAUCCCCUUUGACCUACCCAAGGAUGCUUCUAAGGAGGCCACAGCCAGUUUUGCAGAAUGGGAGCGACUGAUGAAGAGCCUGGGCUCAGGGAUCGCUGCCACUGAAAACCCUUUCACUGAGGUCAUGGGGCUGGUCACCCAGAUGUACAAGCAAACAGCUGUAGCCAAGGCGGGAGCUGUGAAGGACUACAUCAAAAUGAUGUUGGAGACGGAGCAGCUGAAGUUUUUGGUGUUUGCUCACCACCUCACUAUGCUGCAGGCCUGCACCGAGGCAGUCAUUGAGGCCAAGGCUGGUUACAUCCGCAUCGACGGCAGCGUUCCAUCGUCCGAAAGAAUCGAACUGGUGCGCAAAUUCCAGAAUGACACAGACACUCGAGUGGCCAUCCUCAGCAUCCUGGCAGCUGGAACGGGUUUGACCUUCACUGCUGCUAGCCACGUGGUGUUCGCUGAGCUCUACUGGAAUCCUGGGCAAAUCAAGCAGGCCGAAGAUCGAGCCCACCGCAUCGGGCAGGUGUCCUCAGUUAACGUACACUACUUGAUUGCCAAGGGCACGUUUGACACGGUCAUGUGGUCCAUGCUCAACAGGAAGGAGAAUGUGACAGGAAGCACGCUGAACGGUAGGAAGGAAUACCUAAAGGCUGAGGAAGGCGAUAAGGACACGUGGGAGUUCCUCAAUUUUGCCAAGAGCUGGUCACCAAGUGAGAUGGUGCUGCCACUGCCCGGGCACACAGGGCAGGAAGAGAAAGCAAUGUAUUUUACUCACUUUGAAAAAGACAAGCAGCAUGACAUUAGGUCAUUUCUUUCACCAAGUGGCAAAAAGAAGAAAAGAAAGAGAACGGAAGACCAAGAAUGGUCUCCUGCUGUUGCAUCAGAGAGUGGAAAAAGCCAUGACACACAUGAAAACGAGUCAGAAAUGUCCCAGAGCCCAGACGAGGACUUCUCUCCGCAACUGAAGAAACUACGAGCACAGCAGAAAACUCUAAGUCCUGGUUCUUGUGUCAGGAAGAAGAGGCUUUCAGUGGUCAGCAGUCCACAUACUGGUCUCGACGCCGUGGGUCCACAGAAAUGUUCAGAUCUCAAACCUUGCACUGAUACUUGGAACUGUGAGGCCUGUACCUACACCAACAGCGGCCUGUUACCUUACUGCGAGAUGUGUGAGUUGCAGCGCUCCUCAUCAGGUCCGUCUAAGCCCCAGCUCGCCCAGACCCACAUCCUUCUCCACGACUCUGACAGUGAGCAGGAGCUGAGCCAGGGAAAAGCCUGGCCUCUGGAUCCCUGCAAAGACAAACACAGUGAUGAAGAGGAGGGGGAGAGUCAGAAAGGCAAACAGAACACCACAGGAGCAGAGGAGGAGGGGGAGACGGAGAAGCAGUGGCUCAAAGGCAAACAGUCGGAAGGAGAUGGAGGUGAGGUUGUUGUCGCUGGAAGCAGUGGCAGCGACCCCCUCCUCCCCCCUCACCACACACAGGACCAGACGCAUCCUUCUGCUCACACUAAUGACACGAACCAGGACAAUGAUGGAGACCCAACUUAUCCAGUCUACGCAGGCCUGCAGUUCCGUGCCAGCCAGUACACAGACAGAGUCUACCUCUACACCAAGGACGCUCAGCCGCUGAACUUGAGCUUCAUCCCUCUGGAUGUCAAACUUACCAACUGGGACGACCUGCCCGAGGCCUUCACCUGCUGCCGUGAAAAUCAGAUACAGGUACUGAGGUUUGUUCAGGAAUGGUGCAGCCUCACUGCUAUGAAGAAGAAACUGUUGCGACGCAGUGGCCUCCUCUUUCACAGCCCCACACUCGGCCUGCAGCAGCUGGACUCAGCCAAGCACCCGCACUCCAGCACCAAGAGAUACCUCAGUAAAGAGGACGUGGCCCAGGCCUCACUGACAAAAGCCCAGCAAGAGGGAGGCAGCAUCCAACUGGUCACAAAGGAAAAGCAGAGGAGCUUCACCUCUGCCCUGACACCACCUGCUGUACACAGAGAGGAAGUGAUGUCAGAAGAGCAAAAGGGUUUCCUGCAGGCUGUGAGCAGUGACGGCGUCCCUCUGUGUCUGUCCUGUCAGCAGAGGUGCUUGUCCUCUGGAGGAUCCUGGGACACUCGCUUCUGCAGCCACAAGUGUCAGGAAGAGUUCCAGCUCAAGUCCAGUCAGACCUACAUGCGUAUGCAGGUCCUGAAAGUUGAGCAAGGCAUCUGUCAGGCGUGUGGCCUCCACGCACAUGAGCUUUUCCUGAAGGUCCGUGACGCUCCACCCUCCCAGCGUAAAGAGAUGCUGGAGAACACGUGUCUCGCGCAGCUGUCACUCAAACAGCUGAAUGAGAUGAUCCGCGCUCCUGUGGAAGGAGCCUUCUGGCAGGUGGACCACAUCCGGCCCGUGUACAGUGGAGGAGGACAGUGUUCUCUGGACAACCUGCAAACCCUCUGCACCGUCUGUCACAAAUCUAGAACUGCUCAGCAGGCCAAAGACCGGAGUAGGAGAAGGAGGAGCGAAGCUGCCAUUGCUGCCACGUCAGACAUCAGUAGGUUCUUCAUCAGGAAGUGAAACAACACAAACGUGCCAUUAGGUUACACUGUGUUUGUGUGUCUGUGCGACAAACUUACUGAUGUCUGUUCUGGCAAUUUGGAUGAAGACAUGAUACAGAAGCAAAAGAAUUUUAAGAAACUGUCCUGAUUAAAUCACUGUAGAAGUUGCUGUAACAAUUAGGCUCUAUGUAAAAAAAUAAAUAAAUAAAAACCAGUGACAACUA